Molecule: messenger RNA, 1785 nt
Organism: Symbiodinium pilosum
Lineage: Eukaryota; Dinophyceae; Suessiales; Symbiodiniaceae
Source: the annotation of a GenBank genome assembly
AUGCGAUUCCAAGUUGCCUCUACAGCUCUGACGUUCCUGAUUUAUGGCAUGAUUGUCCGACGUGUUUUGCAAAGCCGUCCAAACAGCCGGUGUGUCGUUUUCGCGCCGAGGAUUGCGGAUGCGAGACGAAUAUGUCGUGAGUUAAGGCUACUGCAGCUGCAAACGCAUUUGAUCGGUGAUGGUUCAUCCAGGAGUGAUCCAUCUGCCGCUGUCGUGGUUUGUGUGUAUGCUAGUGCACGCCAUCUCGCUGGGCAGCACUUCGCAGUGAAGCUAGUGCAUUCGGCUGAGUUCUGGCGACAUGGUCUGGUGAGGAACCUCAUUAAUUCCCAUGUCAAAGCCAGUAUGAGCGCAGAAUUCUCGCUGCACUUCCAGAGUAACGAAGCUGACUGUGCUUACCCCCUCGCGGAAGCAGUGCGGGACGGACGUGUGCGCAGCUUAGACCCAUAUGUUUUGCUUGCAGACAGAACACCCUGUUUGGGCACACAGCUCUUGAAGACGCUCUCUGCUAUACAGGUCAAUGCUGCCUGGGCACCGGUGUUGGUGGUCCUCAACAAGCCCCGGGACGCAGAGGCCCUGGCAGAGGAGCUCCAGCGCCUGGGAGUGGCAGCAGCGGCAGUCUCCAAAAGGCUCCGAGGCCAGCAGGUUCUGCAGGACGUGCGAGAAGGCCACGUGAAAGUCCUGUGCAUCUCGCACUGGAGAUUCGAGCGGUCUGACCUGCCUUCCUUCAACACAAUAGUCCUAGCGGGGAGAAUGCCAGUCAAACCAUCUUGUAGAGAAGCGAUAAUUUGUGCGCUGCAGCCUCACCAUGCCGACUUCGAGGCAUUGAAGCUUGUUUGCAUGAUAACAACACCUAAGCCCGAGCUUCAGUUUACGCGAGUGCAGCACGCCUCGCGCAUCCUUGGAGCACUCAGCGGGACUGGAAAGCCACCAGAUUCAUGGCAAGUGCUACAUGCAGAUGGCAGCACAGGUUCCUGGAACCCAAGACCCCGUGAAUGGCUCGAGAGUCUCUGCAAGUGGAUGCAGAGACAUGGCCGAAGGCCACAUUGUAGUUCAACACGAGAGAAGACCAUGCUUAGCAGGUGGAAACGGGCUCGCAUGUGGAUGCACAGAGAUAGCUUGAACGUGGCAGAGGUUGAGCUCAUGGAACGGACUUGCAGCAUCCUGGCAGAGAACCGUCAGCGGCGUGCGAGAGAUCUUCUGCUGGAUUUGUGUGAGUGGAUUUGCACACACGGGCGACGUCCAUACCAGCUGAGCAGAGAUCCCAUUGAGCGCCGGCAGAGUUGCAGGCUAUCCAGAGCCUUGGCACGACUUAAGAAGGGUAGGCUGGUCAGCCGAGAUGCCCAGCUACUGGAGAAAGCGCUGCAGUUCACGGUGCGGCCGUGGCUAGCCAGCAUGGUUGCAUGGAUUCGCUUUUUUGAGCGCCUUCCCUCCCUGCAUGCUGAAGAAGCUGACGCGCGAACCCAGAACUGGAGGUGGAAGAACGCGAACCAGCUCUUGUCACAAGGUAAGCUGACCACGGCUGAGAUGGAGCUGAUGCGGAACUGCCAGAAUUGGAGGCACGAGCUUUCGGAGAGACCGCGUGCCUGUCUGGCAGGCCUUCGGGCCUGGAUCCAUGUGCACAGGCGGAAGCCGCAUUUGGGUAAAGCAAGCUCUGCCGAGGAGAGGCGGCAGGCACAUCGUUGGAUGACGGCAACCCAGCAGCUGUCCAAGGGGGACCUCACUGAAAGUGAGGUCUGCUUGAUGGAAAACUGCUGGAAGAUCGUCUCAUCAUCAGAAGUCGUGUAA